Molecule: messenger RNA, 1067 nt
Organism: Nymphaea colorata (pocket water lily)
Lineage: Eukaryota; Viridiplantae; Streptophyta; Magnoliopsida; Nymphaeales; Nymphaeaceae
Product: expansin-A8-like
Exons: 3
Coding region: 73-843 (256 amino acids)
Biological process (GO): plant-type cell wall organization
Cellular component (GO): extracellular region
Source: RefSeq, a predicted model, not a curated record
GUAACCCAAGUACUACCUUUCCAUCUCCCUACACUACACUUCCAGCGGAAUUGCUCUGUUUUGAGAGUUGCAAUGGCUGCUCAGAACUUCCCCACACCUAAACGAGCUUCUGUUUUGCUUCUGCUCCUCGCGUUCGCCUUUUCCUUUACUGGCUCCUACGGGGACUAUGGAUGGCAGAGCGGCCAUGCCACAUUCUAUGGUGGUAGUGAUGCAACGGGGACGAUGGGAGGAGCUUGUGGUUAUGGAAACUUGUACAGCCAGGGCUACGGCACGCUCACUGCUGCACUCAGUACUGCCCUCUUCAACAAUGGCCUGAGUUGUGGCUCCUGCUACGAGAUGAAGUGCAACGACGACCCCAAGUGGUGCCGGCCGGGCACCAUCACGGUGACCGCCACCAACUUCUGCCCGCCGAACUACGCCUUGGCUAAUGACAAUGGCGGGUGGUGCAACCCUCCCCUGCAGCACUUCGACUUGGCCGAGCCUGCUUUCCUGCAACUUGCCGAGUACAGAGCCGGAAUUGUUCCAGUAGCAUUCAGAAGGGUUCCAUGCUUGAAGAAAGGAGGAAUAAGGUUCACCAUCAACGGCAAUCCUUACUUCAACCUGGUGCUGAUCACCAACGUGGGUGGCGCAGGGGACGUCCACGCCGUGGCCGUAAAGGGGUCGAGAACAGGAUGGCAGCCGAUGUCCAGGAAUUGGGGACAGAACUGGCAGAGCAACUCCCACCUCCAAGGUCAGUCCCUCUCCUUCCGGGUCACCACCAGCGACGGCAGAACGGUCACCAGCUACAAUGCAGUGCCUGCAAAUUGGCAAUUUGGCCAGACUUUUGAAGGUGCCCAGCUCUAGUACUUAGAAAAUACAGACAGCGAAGGAGUUCGAAGUCAUGGCCGUGAAAGCUGAGGUGGACUGUUACCGCCCGCUCGGCCAUAUCUGUUACAGACACUUAAAACAUACAUAAGCCAUUGUUUCCAUCUUACAAGUCCUCGGCGCUUGUAGGGAGAAGAUGAGAAUCGUGCAGUUCCAUAUAAUGCUAGCUCUCUUAUCGCAUAUACCAAUAUAUUCUUGUAUCA